AUGGACACCGGGUAUAGACCACUCAGUGUGCCAUGGGACAUAACAGUGGCGCAGGACGGAGAUCUUGUUUAUACUGAUUAUCAAGAUAAAACUGUAAACCUAGUGAAAAAUAAACAGACACACACUGUGAUCAUUCUACGGGAGUGGAGACCUCAAAAUGUGUGCAGUUCCUCCUCUGGUGAUAUCCUGGUUACCAUGAUCAGUGAUGAUGAAAAACAAUCCAAAAAUGUCCGUUAUUCUGGCUCUAGAGAGACACAGAUCAUUCAGUUUGAUUACCAGGGUCGUCCUCUUUAUUCAUCUGGUACUUUUAGUGACAUUAAAUACAUCAGCGAGAACAAGAAUCUGGAUAUCUGUGUGACUGACUGGGGAACUAGAGCAUUAGUGGUGGUCAUUCAGUCAGGAAACCUCCGAUUUAGGUACACUGGUCAUUUCUCUAAUACCAACGAAUCAUUUACGCCACGUGGCAUCACUACAGACAGCCAGAGUCACAUCCUGACAGCAGACUUUAAUAACAACCGUAUUCACAUUCUAGAUCAGGACGGACAGUUCCUCCGUUACAUUCAAACCUGUGAUUUAGACAGUCCAUGGGCUUUAUGUGUAGAUAUCACAGACAACCUCUUUGUGUCUGAGUGUGUCACUGCUAAUGUGAAGAAAAUCCAAUAUCUAUCAACACAUUGUUAA
Ostrea edulis (European flat oyster) is the source of this 681-nucleotide messenger RNA. RefSeq lists its product as uncharacterized. Gene Ontology annotation, molecular function: protein binding; ubiquitin protein ligase activity. Bases 1 to 681 code for a protein of 226 amino acids. NCBI's taxonomy places the organism in Eukaryota, Metazoa, Mollusca, Bivalvia, Ostreida, Ostreidae. The record is from RefSeq and is a predicted model, not a curated record. The transcript has a single exon. Gene Ontology annotation, biological process: protein polyubiquitination; proteasome-mediated ubiquitin-dependent protein catabolic process.